GCUUUCACCUUAGAACAUGCACAAUUUUGCUUCUAGAAAAUAUAAGAAAUAGAAAUUCUCAAGAAAUAUAUAUUUCAAAUCUGCCCACAAAGGCCUUGUGAACAAAAAUCCAAUUAAUCUCAUCUCUUUCUGUUUGUUUUUCUCUUAAGCAUGGCUAUGGUAAUACAGUUGGUUGCAGCAGCAGCUACAGCCGCCGCCGCUAUCUUGGCAUACAGGAAACUAACAUGUGACCGAGUGCUAGAGGAGCAAUACAGGCUAUUGAUAGACACAGCUGCAAAGCUCUCUGUAACUUCAAAACACCCGGCCACCAUUUUGAUCCUGGGAUUCGAGAACCAUGGGAGGAGCUCAUUCAUCAACACAGUCAUCAGAGUUUUGUGCAAGGAAAAUGGGCCCUUGGUCAUGCGAGCAGAGACUGGACCCUCCAAAAAAACCACAACCACAACGAGGGUGUUCGCAGUGAAGAACAAGCUGUUGAUGUACCCCAAAUAUUUGGCAAAUCUCAUCGACACGCCCACCUUCUCGGCCUCUGAUGUUUUGGACGAGCAGAAAGUGAGGACAAUUUUGAGAGGAGAAAACGCAGUGAUUUCAAAUCAGAAGGACUUUCCUCCUCCUGAAUGUGCGGUGAUAGUUAUCAGAGCAGAUGCUGCUGGCGCUGGAGCACCUGCUUCGGAAAAUCUUCCAGAUCUUGCCAGAAUUAUUCGCGAAGAAGGGCUUCAAUUUGUGGUAGUAUUGACGCACAGGAAACAAGCACAGAAGGCAAUGGACCUGAAAGAGCUAACUAGACAAGUUGCUCAGAUGAUGGGCACGGAUUAUGUGCAGUGUGUAGACAAUUACGUUGCAGAAAAUUUUAGUGGGGCAAAUGUGAAGAACAAUUUGAACACAGACAUUCAGACACUGAGCAUUAUGAGGCAGUGCUUUGAGUAUGUCAAGCAGCGACGCCACUUAAAUAAAAGCUCAAAACUUUCAGACAAAACUCAACCUGCCCAGUUAUCUUCUGAUAGUGAAUGAUUGUAAAAUGUAUUGUCCCUGUUACUGCAAUUCAGCCUUAUAUCACAAGCUUCAACUUCGGAUUUAUGCAUUUUAUACAUCAAAUGUAUAUAAAAAAACAAAGGAACCUGUUUGUAUAAUAUUUAAUUAUUCUUAUAAUAAAUGUAUUAUGAAUUUUUUAUUUA
Cryptomeria japonica (Japanese cedar) is the source of this 1172-nucleotide messenger RNA. RefSeq lists its product as uncharacterized. The transcript has 2 exons. Gene Ontology annotation, molecular function: GTP binding. Bases 151 to 1008 code for a protein of 285 amino acids. NCBI's taxonomy places the organism in Eukaryota, Viridiplantae, Streptophyta, Pinopsida, Cupressales, Cupressaceae. The record is from RefSeq and is a predicted model, not a curated record.